AUGCCCUACCUGUCAGAAUGGAAACCUGACACAUCGUCCGUCCUCGGUCUUGUUCGCUCGCUCGUCCAGGCAUUUGAGACCAAGCCCCCCGUAUAUUCAAAGCUUCCGCCUCAAUGCCUCCCACGCCCGCAACCACGACCCGAUGGACCACCACCAGUACGCCCUACUACGUCGCUUACAUUGGACCAACCGCUGUACCCUCUGUCCACUACCGACCUACGUUCCAGUUUCAUAUCCUAUCUCUCCACAAAGAUGAAUACCGCACUCACCCGGUCGGCAACGGAAAAAUCCCGCGAUGUCAUGCUUAUACGAGACACGAGCGCAAGGCUGCUCCAAUCGCAGAAGGUCGCCCUUGCGGAAGCGGGCACCGCAGACGAGGAGCUCAGCAUCAGUCUAGCGGAGGAGACAAGUAAGGUCGAAGACCUCAAUAACUGGCUCGCUUGGCAUCCGCCUUUGCACGGCGCCGAUAUUGAUGUCGACACAAGACCAAGGCACGCAUUGCGCGAGCAGGAAAUGGAGUGCAGAGCUAGGGAUUCCGCUCUGACAGACGCGUUAGAUGCUGCAGAUCAGGCCAUUGCGAAGCGAAUGCUUUCUAUCGACGAAUACAUUAGAGUGGUUAGAUCAAUUGCGAGGGAGCAAUUCUUUGAAAGACUGAAAAUGGCAAGAAUAAGGAAGAGAUUAGGGGAAAUGAAAGGCGACGCAAAAAGGACGGCGCAGCGCCUUGCGGAAAGUUGAGAAAGCCACAGCAAGUAGAAGCUUGGACAAGCGGUUUCGUGUCGUCAAGUGGAAUGUAGAUAGGGAUUGGGUGCCGCAGACAAACGGUUCGGCCGCUAUAAUCAUGAAAGUAGGUAACGUGGCGAAGAGGCGAUUUCUUUCCUGUUACGUUGGGAGAUGGAGACAACCGACAUGUAUCAUUAAUUAUGUAGCUCCAGUGUGUUGGUGGACCAUAUGAGUCUGUCGAAAUGUAAAGUGGCGGCGGCUCUUCCACGCGAGGAUGGACAAGGCA
Molecule: messenger RNA, 1006 nt
Organism: Chondrus crispus (carragheen)
Lineage: Eukaryota; Rhodophyta; Florideophyceae; Gigartinales; Gigartinaceae
Exons: 2
Coding region: 1-735 (244 amino acids)
Biological process (GO): endosome to lysosome transport; protein modification process; protein transport
Cellular component (GO): ESCRT I complex
Molecular function (GO): ubiquitin binding
Source: RefSeq, a predicted model, not a curated record